ACGGUUGAAGCAUGCUCCUCGCUGCCCGUCCCAAGGCCGUGUGUCGUGCAGGAUGUCGGUGAGCGAGAGCGCGGUGUUCGCCUACGAGUCGUCGGUGCACAGCACCCACGUGCUGCUCGGCCUCAACGAGCAGCGGGAGAAGGACGUGCUGUGCGACCUCACGGUGCUGGUGCAGGGCCGGCGCUUCCGCGCGCACCGCGCCGUGCUGGCCGCCUGCAGCAGCUACUUCCACGCGCGGGUCGUGGGCCACGCCGAGGCCGAGCUGAGCAUCACGCUGCCCGAGGAGGUGACGGUCAAGGGCUUUGAACCCCUGAUCCAGUUCGCCUACACCGCCAAGCUGGUCCUGAGCGGGGACAACGUGGAGGAGGUCUGCAGGUGCGUGGCUCUGCUCCGCGUGCACGACGUGGAGGAGUCCUGCUUCCAGUUCCUCAGGUUCAAGUUCAUGGACUCGGCCAAGCGCCCCGAGUGCCCCUGGCUGGGCAUCCGGAUCAGCGAGAGCCCGGAGCCGGGCCCGCGGACCUUCGCCACGCUGAGCUCCGUCCACUGCCCCUUCAUCAGCACCCUGGGUGCCGAGGGCUGCGCCGGUGGCUUGGAGGCGGGGAACGACGGCUACGCGUCCGAGCCCCAGCAGGAGCCCUGCCCCUACGCCUGCGUGAUCAGCCUGGGCGACGACUCGGAGACGGACACGGAGGGCGACAGCGAGUCCUGCUCGGCCAGAGAGCAGGAGUGCGAGACGCUGGGGCACCGGGACACCGGGCGGGGCACCCGGGCACUGGGACACCCGGACACUGGGGCACCCGGACACCGGGACACCCGGACACCCAGACGCAGGGGCACCGGGACCCCGGGAUACCCGGACACCGGGGCACAUGCCAAGGGCGAGCGCCCCGCAU
This is a messenger RNA of Dipodomys ordii (Ord's kangaroo rat), 893 nucleotides long. RefSeq names its product transcription regulator protein BACH1-like. Gene Ontology annotation, biological process: regulation of transcription by RNA polymerase II. The annotation marks the transcript as partial. The record is from RefSeq and is a predicted model, not a curated record. Gene Ontology annotation, molecular function: protein binding; DNA-binding transcription factor activity, RNA polymerase II-specific; RNA polymerase II cis-regulatory region sequence-specific DNA binding. The transcript is spliced from 4 exons. NCBI's taxonomy places the organism in Eukaryota, Metazoa, Chordata, Mammalia, Rodentia, Heteromyidae.